Lactuca virosa is the source of this 1037-nucleotide messenger RNA. NCBI's taxonomy places the organism in Eukaryota, Viridiplantae, Streptophyta, Magnoliopsida, Asterales, Asteraceae. The record is from the annotation of a GenBank genome assembly.
GUUCGCCAAUUCCAUUACUAAUAGAAAAGAAAACCUGCGCAGCUAUUCUUCUGCUGCUCGACACUCGUCAAUUGCGUUCUCGUUUUCUCGACCUAAUCGAGUAAUCAAUAUCGACAUCGCCUAGCGUCUUGAAGCCUUGGAAGCUUGGAGCCUGUCGGCUGAAUCGACAUUGGAGGUUGGAAGGUGGAGGGCCGGAUGCUGUCGGGUUGAAUCAGAUUGGAGGCUAUCGAUCUUCUGAGUUCUUGACCUACCGUUUUGCAGAAUGGAAACAACAGAAGAAACCAAUAUACAAGAGAAAGUUGUCCAGAUUUUUUCACAUUUCAUGGAAAGGGUUGCCAAAUAUGAGGAGCAAGUAGCUGCAGGGAAUAGAUUUCUUGAUAUCUUCCGUCAAGCACUCGAUUUCAUUCGAAGACCCUCCAUUGACAACACAUCACAACUCUUUGAAAAUGUCAUUAAAGCUAACAAUACUGAUAGAAUGCAAUCUUACAUUAAAGCUGGAUGUACACACACUUCUGAUAGAGCUGAAAAUCUCAACAAGUUGCAUAAAAACCAUAUCCAAUUGUUGGAUAUUGCAAAUAAAGGAAAUAGUAUUAUCAAAGAACUUGAAUCCCUUGUUGAGGACUUAAAUCUGGUAAUAGAAUCUGCAAAUGAAACCUUACCACAAGAUCUUACUCCUGAUUUGGAUGAUAUAUUAAAUGAGGAGCAAAUAGUGUCAUUUAUCCCUGAGAAAUCUAAGGUUAUUGAUUAUGCAAUCAUUGUAGCUUUGGUAUAUAGCAUGGUGAAAAAGGAUUACCUUAUGCAGGAAAAGAUUGUUUCUACGCUUAAUCUAAAGACAUCAUCAGGAGAACUAGAGACAUAUUGUUUGAUGUGGUCGUUACGCCCUUUUGUGAAUGAUGAAAUUAUGCAAAAAGCUUGGAGACUAAUUCCAUAACUCGUUUUAAAUCAUUUCAAUUUCGCCGGAUAGUCACCGGAAAAAGCUGAUUAGGCGGCGGUGGCGGUGGUGCAACACCCAUUCGUGGCGGCAGAGCAGAGAAAAC